AUGUUUAAAAAGAGAUCUAUUAAACAAGGUUCAGGUGUCAAAAGGAAGAAGGUCGAUCUGAGCGGAUGUGGUGAAGAUGAAAGUGGAAAGGUGAUCAAGGUGCCAGAAGUGAAGGGUAAAUCUAUGAUGGGUUUAGAGAGUAAUGGGGUUGAAGGAAGGAGUAUUUCAAAUGCUGAAAUCCAGGAUGAUAAUGACGAUAAUGACGAUAAAUUUAAGCUGUUAUUUGGUGAGCAGGAAGUCAAGACUUCUGAAGGGGAACCUGUUGUUAAUUUUAAAAUGAAAGGCAAAGGUGCUAUGACUCAACCCAAAAACGUUAAAGUUAGUAUUUUAACAGAUUUCCAUCCGGAUGUAUGCAAGGAUUUUAAACAGACGGGUUACUGUGGUUAUGGUGAUAGUUGUAAGUUUUUACAUUCGAGAGAUGAUUUUAAGACAGGUUGGAAGAUGAAUCAAGAUUGGAAAAUUGAUGAGUCCUCUAGUUCUAAAAGCGACAAAUCCAAGGUUGAAGGGAUUCCCUUCAAAUGCUUAAUUUGCAAAGAAGAUUACAAGUCCCCCAUUGUCACUAAUUGUGGACACUAUUUCUGUAGUAGUUGCUUCACACAGAGAGUGAGAAAGGAUCCUAACUGUGCCAUAUGCGGUCAAGAUACCCAUGGUGUGGCCAGAAUUGCCAAAAAUUUAAAGUGUAUAUUAAAAGAUCAGAAGCAGAAUCAAGAUAUAUAG
Molecule: messenger RNA, 717 nt
Organism: Zygosaccharomyces rouxii
Lineage: Eukaryota; Fungi; Ascomycota; Saccharomycetes; Saccharomycetales; Saccharomycetaceae
Gene: CWC24
Product: U2-type spliceosomal complex subunit CWC24
Exons: 1
Coding region: 1-717 (238 amino acids)
Biological process (GO): snoRNA splicing
Cellular component (GO): U2-type spliceosomal complex
Molecular function (GO): metal ion binding
Source: RefSeq, a predicted model, not a curated record